UUUGCUUCCGCGUCGCUUUCCUCCUCAUAAUCCCGGACGAGCACAACUAACCAUCAUGGCCCUAGACGUACCAGAUGGCACCCCCGACCGUGGGGAAGGUGUCGUGAUCUUGAGCAUCAUCCUCAUGGUCCUGAUAAUUCUGGCCACGAUCACUCGUAUUAUGAGCAAGAUUAUCGCGCACCAAAACUGGUGGUGGGAUGACCUAUUCGCAAUUCUCUCCGUGAUAUGCGAACUGGUCGUGCUAUCCCUGGUCCUAGUAUGGCGAAACAUAGGCCUGGGCUAUCACAUGUCAGUCGUGGCGUCCAUCAACCCGGAAUACCUGAUCAGCGGCUCCAAAUAUCUCUUCAUCGCAAUCUUCUUCUUCGAUGCCUCCGUCUGCCUUCCCAAGAUCUCCGCGGUCUUCUUCUACGCGCGCGUAUUCCGCUCCAAUAACAGCGCAUUCCGCAUCAACCUCUGGAUCAUCGGCGCCCUCGUCGCGGGCUGGCUCAUCUCCGCCGAAAUAUCAACCAUUUUCCAAUGCAACCCCAUCGCCAAGGCCUGGAACACCACCUUACCAGGAACAUGCAUUAAACAAUACGACUGGUAUCUCUCGACUGCGAUCCUUUCCACCGUAAUUGACUUCUACAUCCUCAUCCUCCCGAUUCCGAUGAUCUGGUCCCUAAAAAUGAGCCUCCGACGCCGUAUCUACCUCCUCAUUUGCUUUUUCAUGACCUACUCCGUCAUCGUCCUGUCCCUGGGCCGUCUUGUCGCCGUCGUCAACGUUGUCCCGGUCAUGUCCACCGAUUUGACAUGGGAGUUUCCCCUGUAUCUAUACUGGUCUGUCCUGGAGGGGUCGAUUUCCAUAGUCUCGAUUAGCGUCCCGAGUGGUAUCGCUCUGGUCAAAGCCAUUAUCCGACCGGAGGGGAGUGCCUGGGGGUCCACCAAUGGGAGUAGUGGGAAGCGCGGAAGCUAUGGAAAUACCACUACGAUCAAACCUGUCAAGGAACGGUCCAUGCGCAGCUACGGCGAUAGGGGGAGCGAUGACCAUCUCGUUUCGGACGUCGAGACAGUCAGAACAGUGAAUUCGGAUGAAGAUGAUGCGACUAUCCCACUAGGCGGAAUCAAGAUCCGGACGGAUAUCCGAGUUAUGAAUCGUGAGAAGCAAUCAAAGAAAUAAAUCAAAUAAAAAAAAAAAGAAGAAGAAGAAGAAGGGAGACGGAAGCCAAGAAACAAAGAUAACACAUGAAGAAAAGAAAGAAAUGAGUGUGAUGACCCUUUAAGCAGGCGGGUCGGGUGGAAAUGUGGUUUAUCCUGCCAUACGACGUUCUGACUAGCACCUAGCUAUGUAUAUACCCCUUUUGUGCACUGACGGUUCAAUGAUAUCCAUUUGCGCAUGUUUAUCUGUUUUUGCCUUCUUCCAUUUGUUCAGAGGCAAACCCUUCCUUUCACAAGCUUCC
Molecule: messenger RNA, 1436 nt
Organism: Aspergillus caelatus
Lineage: Eukaryota; Fungi; Ascomycota; Eurotiomycetes; Eurotiales; Aspergillaceae
Exons: 2
Coding region: 56-1156 (366 amino acids)
Source: RefSeq, a predicted model, not a curated record